GACAUUCAAACUCCACAAGCUAGGUAGUAGAGUUUGUACCUGUUUCUUUUGUUCAUACUGUGUGUGAGAGAAUUUAAUUAAAGAGAGAAAAUUAAAAAGAUCGAAGUAGUAGUUAUGGACGUGACACAGGUACUUUGUAUGAAUGGUGGUAACGGGGAUAAUAGCUAUUCCAAUAAUUCGCUUUUGCAGAGAAUGGUAAUAUCAAUGACAAAACCAGUAAUUGAGCAUGCUUUGAGAAACCUCUAUCAUGGUUUGAACUUUCCCAAAACCCUGCUCAUGGCGGAUCUUGGAUGUUCAUCUGGAUUAAACACUUUGCUUGUGACAUCCGAACUCGUUAAGUCCAUCGACAAAAUCAGGCUUCAAUCGGGUCAAGAUGAAUCGCCUGAAAUUCAACUAUACUUGAAUGACCUUCCGCAAAAUGAUUUCAACAACAUCUUUCUCUCGGUGUCACGAUUUCAAAAGAGCCUAGCCAAGCAAACAAUCCGCAACUCAUCUUCGCCUCCUUGUUACUUUGUUGGUGUACCGGGUUCAUUCUAUACAAGGCUUUUUCCGAACAAAAGCCUUCAUUUUGUUCAUUCUUCCUACAGUCUCAUGUGGCUCUCCAAGGUUCCUGAAAUGACAGAGACAAAUAAAGGAAACAUAUAUAUGUCAGCAACAAGCCCUCCAAGCGUAAUAAGAGCAUACCGCGACCAAUUUCAAACAGACUUUUCAACGUUUCUCAAGUGUCGUGCCGAGGAAGUGGUGACCGACGGGCGUAUGGUUUUGACGAUACUAGGUAGACGGAGUGAUGAUCCUAGUAGCAAAGAAUGUUGUUUUGUUUGGGACCUUUUAGCCACAGCCCUAAAUCAUAUGGUGGUUGAGGGACUCAUAGAAGAAGAGAAAAUGGAUUCAUUUAACAUUCCACAAUACGCUCCGUGCGCUAAGGAAGUCCGUAAUGAAGUGGAGAAAGAAGGGUCGUUCACGAUUGAUCACCUCGAGGUUUCUGACGUGAAUUGGGAUGCAAGCACAGAUCACAAUCUUAUUUUAUCCGAAGACGAUGGACAUGGAUACAACAUGGGCAAAUGCAUGAGAGCUGUCGCGGAACCUAUGAUCUUGAGUCACUUUGGGGAGACGAUCGUCGAGGAAGUCUUCGAAAGAUACACGAAUAUUAUCAAGGAUCGCAUGUCAAAACAGAAGACCAGCCUCAUCAAUGUUACUGUUUCAAUGACCCGCAAAGCCUGAACUUAAUUUGUACGUGAUUUAAUUAUUAAGCAUCUAGCUAGCUAGCUAUCAUUUGUAAUAUUAUAAGGGAAGCAACCGUUUGCAUAUAUAGCUUUAUUACAUAAAAACCCGGCCAAUAAAUACUACGGGUAGUGUGCAUAUAAAUAUGUAAUUUGUUUUCCGUAAGGUAGUGUUCAUUAAUAAGAACGUUUGAUCUCA
Erigeron canadensis is the source of this 1419-nucleotide messenger RNA. RefSeq names its product S-adenosyl-L-methionine:benzoic acid/salicylic acid carboxyl methyltransferase 2-like. The transcript has 4 exons. The coding region runs from base 115 to 1221 and encodes 368 amino acids. Gene Ontology annotation, biological process: methylation. The record is from RefSeq and is a predicted model, not a curated record. Lineage: Eukaryota; Viridiplantae; Streptophyta; Magnoliopsida; Asterales; Asteraceae. Gene Ontology annotation, molecular function: S-adenosylmethionine-dependent methyltransferase activity.